Symbiodinium sp. CCMP2456 is the source of this 486-nucleotide messenger RNA. The record is from the annotation of a GenBank genome assembly. Lineage: Eukaryota; Dinophyceae; Suessiales; Symbiodiniaceae.
AUGGUGGCCUUGACGGCUGCCACCUGGAUGAAUCUCGGCAAAGGUGGCGGGGGCAAGGUGAACGGGACGUUCUAUUCUGCGACGGCAUGUAUCCUAGAAGCUCUCUCUUUGAAUGAGACCUCAGCCGAACCUUGGAACCUACUUGGCCUUUUGGGAGGUGGGACGGUGAAUGGAAUAAUGUUUUCUGAGAAAGAGUGUUACAUCAGAUCCCUCUUGCUGAAUGAGACGAGCCCAGACGCCUGGAACAACGUCGGGUCGCUGGGCGGCGGAGAAGUGAGGGGCAGGUUCUACACAGAGUUGGAGUGCCUCGAGAAAGCUCUUUCCUUGUCGCGCAAGAGGGAGAAAAAGAAUGCCAUCACCUGGACAAACGUUGGCCUUUUUGGAGGUGGCAAUGUGAAUGGGAAGCUUUACUCCAAGAAGGAGUGCUUCCAGGAAGCACUGUCGAUGGAUAGCACUUGUGCUGCAGCGUGGUUCCUCCUGGGCUAG